This is a messenger RNA of Drosophila melanogaster (fruit fly), 7175 nucleotides long. RefSeq names its product four wheel drive (gene fwd). The transcript has 12 exons. Gene Ontology annotation, molecular function: transferase activity; kinase activity; 1-phosphatidylinositol 4-kinase activity. The record is from RefSeq and is marked reviewed. NCBI's taxonomy places the organism in Eukaryota, Metazoa, Arthropoda, Insecta, Diptera, Drosophilidae. Gene Ontology annotation, biological process: phosphatidylinositol phosphate biosynthetic process. Gene Ontology annotation, cellular component: mitochondrial outer membrane; rough endoplasmic reticulum membrane.
CGUCAUUCGAAGAAAAAAGUCGAUUGCUUUGGACGUGUAGACGUCCGGUCGUCGCGUAAUUUGUUUUUGUAGUAGAAUACAAAGGAAGCAGAAGCGGAUUACAGAUAAUUUUGAAGUGCUGCAGCUGUGCAUAAUAAGGUGGUAAACACAGUCCAAAGGAGUACGCGCCGCUUCAUUCGUGCACCCUUGUGUAUCGACGAUGUAUACACACUAUGGGCGCGUCUCUUUUUGUUCCUUCGCGCGUGUGUGUGUGUGUGUCUGACAUCGCCCUGCCUGCGUGUGUGUCUGUGUCUCGCCCCUCGGUCGCAGCGAGCAGAGCAGCCCUCUCCUCUUGUCCCAUAAAGUCAAUGUACAACUUGUUUAUAUUUAAGAUUUGAGAUCGACCCGAUACUGGCAAGGAAGCACGCAGAAUGCUGGUGGAAUAUUGAAACAAGUGUCGUCGAAUUGUGAUUUCUCGUCGAGUGAAUUUUCGCACGCACACAACGCCAGCAUUGCUCGCAAACACACGCACACAAGCGAAACGAGAUUUUGCAAGUCGCGUACGUGCUGGUAGUGGUGCCCGUUGUAGUUGUAACCGUGCCUGUGUUGGUGUGGUGUUAGUGCUUGUGCAACUUAAAAAUUCAAUUGUUUAUUGCUGGGCAAAACUGGUACCGUGUACCGCGUACCUGGAAAACAACAUUUAAAGCGAACGCCAGGCGAAUCGAGAGUUCCGAGCAAGUGGGCAACAAUAAGGUGUCGCUGCGGCGCCUGCUCAUUUCCACGGUGAUAAUAAUCGGCAUAGGGUUCCGACGCGAAAGCCACAAGUGAAAGUGGAAUGCUCUGCCUAUUCGCGUUAGUUGGCAUAGUCUUCAAUACCCAGCGAAUUACAUCUCUCCGACUGGAUAUGAAGAUAUUUGGGUCGAUGGGUGAAAAGCGACUGUCGCUGCUACUAUAAAAAGGACGAUCUGAUAUGAGAGCCAUAUAUUCCGCGCCAAUGAGCGGAGACGACAGCGCAAUUAGAUGAGAAAGACCCCAUGACCCAGAGCAAAACAUUUCACUCGAAAACGCAUAGUUAAGCGAUGGAACUAACAAGCAAUUCCGAGGUUGUGCCAGAAAUACAUGCUUACAUCGCCAUUUAAGCACACUCAAUAACUAUUAGAAGCCAAACUUUAUCUGCCUACAAGACUAUCCGCAUUAAAAUCAAAAUGAACUCCGUAAUAUCAGCAUUUAAAGGAAAAAAAAAUAGCAAUCCAUCCUGCAAUUCUCCAAUGGGAUCGGCGAAUGGCACUGCUCCGGUGGAGGCAAAGCCAAACAAUUGCUACCAGUACCUGCGCCACAUACGCGAAAUCGAUACAAACAACAAGCUCCUUUCUCCCGUCGUGGUUGUUGCAGAGGAGAGGCCAGUGAGCAAGGCUGGUUCGCCCUCGACAGUGGCGACCAUGGCUACUGGAGUCGAUGUGGUGGAUCACUGCCUGCCCACAACGGUACGAUUGUCCGUUACCGAGGCGCUAUCCGACUUGAACAUGAACGGAAAAGCCGUCGAACCCCCCGUCACCCCAUGCACUUCGGUUGGCGACAAUGCCAAUCUGGAGGUGGCUGAAACAUGGGCUUGUCCACCGCCACAAGCGACGGAUGACGAGGACAUAUCCGAGCACUCGACAGCCGCCUGCACCAGCACAAGUAGCUCCAGCGAGCACAGCAACAGCACCGUGGUGCACAGUCCAACUGUGGGGGAGAGCACCUGUGACUCCGUGUCCGUCUCGGUAAGCCAUCCAAGUCCCAGCGUGAGUCAGAACAACACAUCGUCCGCCACCGGCCGGAUGAGUAGCCCCCACAGCCAGUCGUCGCUCUCCAUAGCCUGCGAGCCGCACUCGGCGUCGACCACCACGCUGUCGUCGCUGGGAUCAGACCUGGGCAAUGGAAACGGAAGUACCGUACCCGCGUUUCUAAUGGCCGCCCCCGUCACGCUGCCAAUUGGCGGCCAGAUGCCCACGAUAAAGUGCCUCCCAGGAGCAAGCUCAGCGGCCAGCACGCCCAAGCACUCGCGCUACUCUAAGCCUCGUCUCAGCCUGAGCCGCGUGUUUAAUCACUCUAUGCCCUCCGUGCACGGCCGACCAAAUCUCAGUUUAGCGCCAGCUGGAGUUCCGGGAAGUGUGAAUCCGCCGAAACGUAUUUCCACGCACCAAAGAAACCUAAGCUUGGAUUUUAGAUCCAUGGGCAUACUUCUUCCGCCUGUCUCGCAGGUGACCAAUAAUCACAUCAAUCACACCCAGCACCACCGCAAUCGCAGCCUCGACAGUGCCUUGCAACGCAUUCCGGAGGUCGAAGUGUCAUCGCCAAAUGCUGAAAGCGAAAACACGUUCUGCUCACCGUCCAUUCUCGGUGCGACUAUGUGCUCAAAAAUUGCCACGACAGCGGCAACUGUAACGUCAGCCCUGUCCCCACCAGGCACGCCCACACCGGCUCUGAUGUCGACGGCGUGCACGCCCACGAUUGGAGCCGUAAAGGGCAACGUGCAACAUCCCGUGCCGAAGCAUGAGCAAUCGAUUUCUUUGGCAGCUGCUUGCAGGUCCAGUGCCGUCGUGGAAUCCUGUCCAACGUUACGAAUGCGCCCAAAAUCCAGCGAGUCGGUUGCGGCCAAUGGACAAGAGAUGAUCGGCGUCAUUGUCAGCAGCACGGGCAACGGCAGUAGCAGCAGUAAUAAUAGCUGUAGUAGCGCUGGUAGCACCAAGAAGCGAGAGGAUCUCACCAGUCUUGGAUCGGAUGAUUCUGGCAUCAUCUGUGGCUCAGAGUCGGACCAAAUAUCUCUGAAUCGCAUAUGCCACUCACAUGAGUCGCUUGAUUCGGGUGAGAUGGAUGCGGAUGCCGAUGCAGAAGAGGAGUGCGUUGAUCUUAUGGAUACGACAUCCAUCGACGAGGAGUACAACAUUAUGCAGCCGGACCAUCUCUGCCUCUAUCCUCCACAGGCCGCUUCCACCGAAUUGGACUGCCGCACCCUGCGUCCGUCUCGGAAACAAAAGCGACAGCAACAGCAGGUCCUGGAGCGGAAGAAUCUACCGUCCCAAAACCAGAUCGAAAGCGAAGACUCAGUGGAUGCUGGCGUCGACGCCCGAACACGCUAUCGCGUUAUGAACAUGUCGCAGGCAGCUAUCAAUGUUGAACUCGGAACAGCUUCCAAUGAAAUCGAUCCGGAUGUCAACUACAGAGAAUCUCACCAAGAUCCCAUCGCUGAUGCACCUUCCCUCUCCACCCCAAGUGUAGCAUCAACGGCGUCAGCCACGCCAUCGGUAACCCCAACACCGAUUGCCACUCCGACACCAACGGAGAGCACCAAGAACGACCAAGUGCUGUUUAAGAAUUUCUUUGGCGCCACCAAGAAUGCCAUAUUUCGCACAGCCCAGAGCAUUAUUGAAAACCAUGAGAAGAAAAACGCUGCUAAGCAGAAGGAGCAGCCUGAUCACUCAGGGACAGUCAGCUUAGUGGGUUCGCCAAAUGGAGGAAGCAGUGUGCCACAAGACCUGGUCAAGUCUCCCACAGACAUUUCGAAAAAGAAGGAAUUCUUUAGUUUGCUCACGUCUAGUUCCAGCAUAAAGGCAGCGGCUGCAGCUGCGGCGAACUCAGCUGCUAGCACUCCUCCUGCCACGCCUACGGAGGCACUAGCUGCGAAUUCAAAUUCGAAGCUUCAACCGCUUUCCGAUCCAUCUGCCGAUUUAAAAGUAAAGGAACGUACUCUCAACUUGCGUCUACCUGGAGAUAGUGAAGGCAGUGAAGGAGCAUUGACAAAGUGUUCAUCAAUCAACUCGAUACACAAACUAAAGCUUCCUGUUCCUGGUGUCGUUAAGUAUUUCAUCAGUGAAAAAGCACCUGUGUCUGAUGUGCUCCAGAAGCCAGAGAAAGGCCAAAGCGGCCUUUUGCGUUUCUUUGAGUCGCCAGUGUUCAACAUACACUUUGCUGUGCAUUAUCUCUUUUACUCAAAGGAACCGGGAGUCCUCAGCUUUAUCGGCAACAAGAUCUUCAGUUUUCCCGACCAAGAGGUUGAUCUGUACAUACCACAAUUGGUUGUUAUGUACAUUCAGAUGGAUGAGCUAGCUGAGGUUCUGGAUCCGUAUCUUACCAUUCGGUGUCGCAAGUCGGUUGACUUCUCGCUGAAGUGUCUGUGGCUCUUGGAGGCAUAUAACUACCAAGUGGACUCGCUAGGGAACUCACACAACAGUUCUCGGAAAUCAAAGCUGGCGCUCAUGAAGGAAAUAUUCUCAAAAAGGGAGCACAAACAGACUCAAAACGACCUCAAGUCUGCAGGUACUGGAGGUCUGCAUGUUGGAGAGCCGAGGUCGGUAGUCGCGCUUGCCAAGAAGACUCACCACCGCUCGCAAUCUGAUGCCACUGUGCUCCUAGCCGACUUUCGCUCGCCUCACACACUGAGUAUAUCGCAUCGUAUGUACCAGCAGCCACCCUAUACCACACAAACACUUCCCACUACGCCCGCCAAGCUGUGCCUCGGUGACUUAACUUCCGGCCACGCAUUUGAUAACGGGUGCACCUGCUUCGAGACGGUUCGAGGCCAAGUAAAUGGUCUGCUUGGGCAGAGGACGCUAUGCAGCUGUGGUGCUCCAAAGACGUCACCCCAGAAAGAGUUUAUGAAGGCAUUGAUGAACGUUGGUAAAAAUCUCACCUCGUGGCCUUCCAAAGCGGAGAAGACUUCAGCGCUGCGGAUGUCCCUCAACUUGAUUAACAAAAACCUGCCCGCUAGAGUCUGGCUUCCUUUGUACUCAGACAUUCCACAUCAUGUCGUUCGUAUUACAGAGGAGAAGACCGCAGUACUGAACUCGAAGGAUAAAACCCCCUAUAUCAUAUACGUAGAAGUUGUUGAAAUUCCUGACAUCUAUACUUCUCCCCUGAUUCCCAAAAUGAUGCCUUCACUGCGGCACACCAAGAGCGAAGAGCACCUGGAUGGGUCCUGCCUGAACUCCCACCAACAUCUGAGCUGCAGUCGAACUUCAAGCUGCAGUAGCAGUCAGCAAGGCACAAGUUGCCGCCGAAAAAAAGGAGCAGAUGUAGAUGGCGGCUGCGGGGAUGCGGGUCCACAUAAUAGCUGCAGCAAUGUACAUUCGUUAGGUGGACUUCAGUUCCAGGAAGAUGACGUGUGGUCACAAGAGGAGGACGAAAUAACAGCGCAGUAUCUUAACAUGCGGAAAGUGAGCGAGCGGGACACAAUUUCACAAAUAUCACUAGAUUCCUGCGAUUCAAGAGAUCAAGGUCCACCAGUCGUGUUUAAUAUUGGCGACGUGCGCUUGCGCCACUGCAGCAAUUUGAGCUGCGAAAAUACUAAAUCCUUCAGUAACGACCCGGAGGAUCCUUCGGCGGCAGCUUUAAAGGAACCGUGGCACGAAAAGGAAAAGCUUAUCCGCGAGUCUUCGCCAUACGGCCAUCUAUCAAACUGGCGACUGCUUUCCGCCAUCGUAAAGUGUGGCGAUGAUUUACGCCAAGAACUAAUGGCUACCCAACUUUUACAGAUGUUUAAAAUUAUUUGGCAAGAAGAGCAAGUAGAUCUGUGGGUGCGCCCGUACAAAAUAGUCUGCCUCUCGAAUGAUAGUGGUCUUAUAGAGCCGAUCCUUAACACUGUAUCCCUGCACCAAAUUAAGAAGAACUCCAACAAAUCGUUGAAAGAGUAUUUUAUCGAUGAAUACGGCUCACCAAGCGGAGAAAGUUUUCGGCGCGCGCAGAAGAACUUCGUCCAAAGCUGUGCAGCUUACUGUCUAAUUUCAUAUUUACUGCAAGUUAAGGACAGGCAUAAUGGCAACAUUCUCUUCCAUUCGGAUGGGCACAUUAUACACAUUGACUUUGGAUUUAUUUUAAGUAUAUCACCUAAAAACUUGGGAUUCGAACAGUCGCCCUUUAAGCUAACGCCGGAAUUUGUUGAGGUGAUGGGUGGCACGAGCUCGGAGCAUUGGCGUGAAUUUAAUAAGCUCUUGUUAGUUGGAAUGAUGUCUGCUCGAAAGCAUAUGGAUCGUAUUAUUAACUUCGUGGAAAUUAUGCGCAGCAAUGCGCAUUUGCCGUGCUUUAAGAAUGGGUGCUCUGGAACCGUACAGAAUCUCCGAAAACGCUUUCAUAUGAAUUUAACCGAACAAGAAAUGGAGCGAAAGGUUGAGCAGCUUGUACAGGACUCGUUAAAAAGUCUGUCAACCAAACUGUACGACGGUUAUCAAUACUACACUAAUGGCAUAUUGUGAGAACGGUUUUUUAUGAAGAUCUAAAUGGGUAAUCAUAAUAGCGCAUAGAAAUUGCCAAGCUGGUAACCAACAUAAUGGACUGACUCUUUUGUAAAGGAAUUAUUGUAUAUUAUAUAAUAUGUUAUUAUCACCGAAAAAAAAAACAAAAAGAAUGAAAUUGUACCAAACCUUAAUCUGUUAUUGUAGUUUAAAUCGUUAGUUGUAUGUGUUUUCAUUGUUGAAUUAGUGUAAGGUGUAUGUUGUCUAGCUUUUAAGAGAAAAGUGUAAAUGCCGAGUGUAAUUUUAGUUUGCCUGUGAGAGAUCGCGAGACACUCGCUAUUCCAUUUUGAAAUUCAUAAUUUACAUGUACAUUUGUGCACAUUUCUACUAAUCAGCCUUACGUUUCGAUAACUUGAUUAUCCAUUCAUCCCUUUUCUAAACCUAAACUUUUGUAAUUCAUAACUAUAUGUAUAUGUAUGUAAGCAUCUAAUUCCAAUAUAUAGUCAUAAGUAUAAGGGUAUAUGCUUAAUACUGCUGCAGCAUAGAAUUUUAAUACAGCAAUAUAAUCUUUAAGAAAAUCUAUUAAAUACAAAAUUUAGAUAUCUUUAACGAGUAUAUAGAGAAAUAAUUGAAAUGUUUGAGUCGCUGUCCGCUGUGUUUGUACUUGCAUAUUUAACUAAGUAAACGAAAAAAUAAAUCCCAAUUAUUUUCUAACUUAAUAUACUUCUGAGCUAUUGCGAGAGAGAUAUAAAAUAAACCCAUUGGAAAGGAGGGAGGGCACUAAAACAAAUAGUUAGGCACUGAAAGUGCACAAUUUCAAGCCUAUAAACAUGAGCAGCACUAUUCAAAGUACAUACUUGUAUGUACAUUUAAGUUUACUUUCACGCAAAAAUUAGCUACAACUAUUUAAGAUUGUAUAUUAAUAUUUCUACAAAUUAUUAAAUAAUGUCACUAAAAUAAAUGAGCGUAUUAAUAUACAAAGAAAAU